UUUACUUUCUGAAUGUGAUCUAUGGAGAUGUGAAAUAAACUAGUUCUUCCGAUUUCUAUUAGAAAUUUACUUUAUGAACUCCAUUUUUAAAUGUUAUAUUUAAGUUAUGCUUAAGAAUACAUAAUGAUAAACUAUGACGUUAAAUUCCUGACAUGCGAUGAUACAGUGCACAUAAAAAACAACGACUUUAAAAGUUUCAAAUAUGAAACUAAGAAAAGAGUGGACGAGACGAUUUAUGAUUCUGGUAAACGCAGUUACUGUGAAAAACGCGGAAGUGUUUGGCGGGCCGCCCACCCUCGACAAGUGCGUCAGUUGGAGUCAAAGCUUAGAGACAGGAGUAUCAUUACCUGUGAAUGGACCACCGACUCGCUGAUCACUAUAGUAUUCUCCUCUGGAGUCAUAGCCUACCUCACUGUCAAGCAAAACACCUUAGAUGUUUCUCAAAUACUCUUUGACAAAUAUUUUGUGGGGAAACUCUCCGGACAGUCUAUUACAAAUGUGGCACUGUCAAAAUCUUACAUACUAGUAACACACAGUGAUCGCACUGCAACACUAGUAACAUUUGGCAAGAAGAAUAUCAGUCUUCCAUGUCGGAUCACAGACAGAGAUCCACAUGUUCAGAACAUAGAAUUAGGUGGCAGUAGUCGCAGAACAGAGAGGCAUAUAUCAUGCAAUGAGGGGCCCAAUGGAGCUCAGGUGCUCGUUUGGAGCGUCACUGUAGCGGAGCCGGCGCCCUGGAGCCCCGUACUAGAAGACCAUGCUAACCUACACCUUUAUACAAUUAAUGGACACAACAUCAAUCUAACAGCAUAUCACCAAUUGGAGAACGAAACAUUGUCUGCUGAGCUGUCCAAUAAGGGAGAUAAUGUAGUUCAUAUUGUGGAACAAGUUACAUGUCAUAAGAAUGGCAUCAACUUAGACUGGCUACGAUACGAAGUGAACCCCGAGGAUCGUGCGACAAAAUUGUCGAGCGGUCGCGAUAGUGCGACUCACGUGUCGCUGUGUACGGCGGUGCGGGCCGCGCGCCGGGCGCCCUGCGACACGCGACUAUUGCUCGCAUGUAUCGACGGCUCGCUGCAUGUCGUGCAUUGUGUGGCUGGUCUUACUCAUACUACUAGAGCUGGAUUUAUAGCGACAGAGAUCAGAUGGGCGGACGAGCUAAUAAUAGCGGCUGAAGAGGGCGGGAGACUGCAGUGCUUCGACCGAGCGCUCUCCCUACUACACCAUCACUCCAAAUGCUUAGAUCUCACUUCAUACUUUCGGGAUUCUCGACGGAUGCAGUUGUUAGCCUCAAGGUCUGCUAAGGCCGGUCCCAUAUUGCUAGCCAAUUUCUCCGGCGGGCCACUCACACUUCUACACAUCUCACAUCCGAAGCUGCUAACGGCGUGGAUCCGUAACAAGCGUCCAUCGAAUGCGGUGUCGUUACUCCGUGCCAUGGACUGGGAGCGAGAGGGCACCGAGUGUCUCUGGGCUGUCAACAUGCUCGUCUGUGCAGCUUUAAGGAAUAAAACUGAGGCGGGGUGCAGCGAGACGGUGGCGCAGGGAGCGCUGGGCGCGUUCCUGUCCCCCGCCGCCCCGCACGCCCCCGCCGCCGCGCGCUACCAUCCACCACUACAUGACCUCGCCAGGAAGUUCUUCCAUCAUCUACUGCGUCGCGGUCGUAUAGAGAAGGCACUAAGCCUGGCCGUGGACCUGUCGUGCUGGGACCUGUUCUGCGACGCUCGUUGGGCCGCGACACGCCGCGCGCUCCCCGCGCUCGCCACUGAGGCAGCUUCACUUGCACUGCACUAUGCUGACCUGGAUCAUGGUUCAGAAUGUUCAGAAUCAUGUUCGAGCUGCAGUUCACACUCUUACACUGGGUCUGAAGAAGAACCAAGUGCGACGUCAGAGCUUGUCAAAACAAAACCACCGCCACUACCUCGCGUCUCAAUUCCCAACCAUCCUACACUCAUGCAGGUGCCAAUCACCCACACAGAGACCAUGUCCACGAAUAGCAUACGACCAAACCUCCAUCAGUAUUUAGAAAGAGAUAACACGAUAUGGACCACAGAUGUACGUGACGAUACGUACACAAGGACCCAAUACGAUGACUAUACAAAACCUGUACGGAACUCACAGAACAUGCGAUGGCAUAGUAUGGAUGUACUGUCUAACUACAAUGGAACAAAACACAAGCUACUGACUAUAAACGAGGCCCCAGUUAAACCAACUCAUACAGUCUUGGACAUACUCCCUCGCCCACACGAUGACAGAUUAUCAACAAACCACUAUAAACAUUUAUACCAAACUGAACUAAGGGAGGAAGCUCCGAACACCCUGUAUCGUUACCAAAAUAAUAAUAAUAAUUACCAUCCCAGUACGAGCCUUAAAGAGAGAUCGUAUAGAAUUGAUAAUGACAUGGAGAAGCAAGGAAAUCGUACUGGAGAAAGGAAUAAAGUCAAAUUCUCAGAUACUGUUACCAUAGCUGUAGUUUCAGAGCCGCGCGUGUCUCCGGAGCCAGCCCGCGAGUUAGCGGCCAGUCUUCCUUUAUGUCCCCCUCACAAGUACCUGUCUGCCUUCACCCCGCAGCAGCCCGCGCCGGCAGUAGCCGCGCCCCCGGGUCCGCCCGCCCCCGCCGGUACUACGCUCGACUACGUUGAAGUGUGAUGCACGCACGCAUGCCACCAUAUGCACCUCAUUACUUCGUUCACGAUGCACGACCAACCAUCAAAAUGCAACUUAUUCAUUAAAAAACGCAACGCAAAAGCCGCCGAAAAUCAAAGUUGUACAUUUUGGCAUGGUAUAAAGAGACUGCAAUACCUACAUUCCAUUUUAUUGCGACAUUGUGCAAUGUAUAGUGAUAUAAGAAUCCGUCCAGAUUUAGAUUUAAGAUAUACAAUGUAUAUAAAAAUAACUGUUUAUUUUAAAAGGCUGAUUUCUGUACACUGAAUUUGUAACAAAUGUUUAGAUUUAGUCUUUGUGGAGACACAGAAGGUACUAUAAUAGAAAAUAUAAUGCUACAAGAACCAGGGCAUGUGAUCCAUCGGUAUUGGAAAUCGCAGGCAUAUCCAAUGGUUUAAUGAGUGGUGAUACAUUUUUAUUACAAUUACGAAGUCUAACAUACAAUAAAUGGUUGUGAACGGCCUCUAAGCUAUGAUCAAAUGUUAAAAUUGAAGUUAAUUUGUUAAGUAAUGCAUUUAUUAUAUUAUGAGCUUAAAAUGAAUAAUUAUACAUUUUAAAAUGUGUAUUUUGUGUUUUAUUUAACCGACUUCUACACCAACUUUUUCGCUUGAAUGUGUGACUGAUUUGAUUUCUAGCUAAUAAUGAACUCGCCUUGAAUGACUAUGAUCCGCUUCAUUUCAUCAAACCCUAGACGUAGGGUCGGUGUGCGACUCAGGCUUAAAAAGGGUGAAUAAUUUAAACUUCGGGGCUCCAGAGAAAGGAAUUUCCUAUAAAC
Molecule: messenger RNA, 3436 nt
Organism: Spodoptera exigua (beet armyworm)
Lineage: Eukaryota; Metazoa; Arthropoda; Insecta; Lepidoptera; Noctuidae
Source: the annotation of a GenBank genome assembly